GGAGUUGUAGGGGUGUGAUGCCACAACCUGCUUAUAAAGGGGCGCACACAUUGAAGCUUUAAAGCAGUGCAUAACGACUAAUUUUGCAGGUCAUUCACCACGCACAGCCAGCCGUAGACAUGGAGUCGUUUAACGUGGUGGAGACGCUACAGCCUGCCGAAAGAGCGCUCUUCUGGGUCGGUGCACUUAUCACGGCCUCGCUGGCGCUGUGGCUGGUGUACAAGACCAUCACUGGAUUCAGGAUAUGGGUGCUGGGAAACGGGGACUUACUCUCUCCCAAAUUGGGAAAAUGGGCAGUUGUGACGGGAGCCACAGAUGGGAUUGGGAAAUCCUAUGCGGAGGAGCUUGCUCGACGAGGAUUCUCCAUGAUGCUCAUCAGCCGUUCCCAGGAGAAGCUCGACGAUGUGGCAAAGUCUCUUGAAAGCACCUAUAAAGUGGAAACCAAAACUAUCGCAGUGGACUUCAGUGAAAUUGAUGUCUAUCCUAAAAUCGAAAAGGGUCUUGCUGGACUUGAGAUUGGAAUUCUUGUUAACAAUGUGGGAAUCUCUUAUUCAUACCCCGAAUUCUUCCUCCACAUUCCUGAUUUAGAAAAUUUCAUCACCACCAUGAUCAAUGUCAACAUCACCUCAGUGUGCCAAAUGACUCGUCUGGUGCUGCCCAGAAUGGAGGCAAGAGCUAAAGGUGUCAUCCUCAACAUCUCCUCUGCCAGUGGCAUGUUCCCAGUCCCACUGCUGACCAUCUACUCCUCCACUAAGGCUUUUGUAGACUUCUUCUCACGAGGACUUCAAACAGAGUACAAGUGCAAAGGGAUCAUCAUCCAGAGUGUGCUGCCUUUCUUUGUGGCUACUAAGAUGACCAAGAUCAGGACGCCCACCCUGGACAAGCCCACCCCUGAGCGCUACGUAGCUGCUGAACUGAACACUGUGGGACUGCAGGACCAGACCAACGGCUAUUUCCCUCACGCUGUCAUGGGCUGGGUGACCACUGUUCUGGCCCCCAUCGACCUGGUCCUCAACCUGGGUCUGCGCAUGAACAAGGCCCAGCGUGGUGGGUACCUUAGGAGGAGAAAGCUGCGAUAGGAAGAGAACAUUGUGUGAUAGACUCCAAACGGGCCAAAAUGUUUUACAGAAUACAUGUACUGAGAUUUGAGUCAUUUACAUCUCAAAUCUUUGAAGUGCUGCCUCUUAAACACUCUUUUUGUAUGUGUGUGUGUUAAAUGUUGUUUGUUUUUUGAUUAAAUAUCUGGACAUGCUCACGUUCCACAAUGAAUUGCUAGUUACCCAAAAAGCGGGUUAGUCUUUCUUUGAGGGUGAAUAAAGCAUUGUUUUGCGGGGAGGGUAUUGUGGCCACUGCUGUUGUAAGCAGAGGGGUAUUUAUAUGGUGAUGGUGUUUAUUUAUUUAAUUAACUUUUUUUUUUUCUUUUUUUUUAUCUGGGAGCUUCUACUACUUGCACUCUUCCUGUUAACUUGUUUGCAAUCGUGCCUUAUUGUGAUAAACGGGUGCUGGCCUUAUCAUUAAAUCCAUGGUGGCUAUUUUUUGAAUCUUGUACUGUAUCGAUAUAAAACCGAAGGUCUGAUGUGAGUGUAUUUUUGUACAUUAGCCUUUUCAGGCUGGAAGUUUACUUGUCAGCUUGGUUUAUUUAAAACCUUUGCUUUUUUUUUUUUAUAUAUAUAAUAUGAAACUUGGUCACGAUGAUUGAUAGGAGAUCUAAUGCACGUUUACAUAAUCGUUUUAUUUCAAUCCACUGAAGAUAUAAAGGUGUGGUGGAAUGUUACCAGUUUGUCUAGGGAAUUAUCCAAAGAUGGAUUUGAAUACCUCCAUAUAGUGUUGAUCUCUGUAUGAUUAUUUUCGGACCAGUGCCAGGCAGGUUAAAACUUGAAUGUUUUCAUUCCAGACGUGUGAGAGUGGAACGCAUUGUGCUGCUUUACUGAUGUGUGACAAUCUAAAAAUGCCUGUUUGUUAAUAAUAAAAAAAAAGACUUUUCUCUAUUGA
Messenger RNA from Danio aesculapii, 1992 nucleotides. RefSeq names its product hydroxysteroid (17-beta) dehydrogenase 12a (gene hsd17b12a). The record is from RefSeq and is a predicted model, not a curated record. Bases 120 to 1079 code for a protein of 319 amino acids. Lineage: Eukaryota; Metazoa; Chordata; Actinopteri; Cypriniformes; Danionidae. Gene Ontology annotation, molecular function: oxidoreductase activity. Gene Ontology annotation, cellular component: endoplasmic reticulum. The transcript is spliced from 11 exons.